CCCAGCUGAACCCUAGCCUCCCGGAAUCCUCGUUCUCCCUCCCCUACCGGCACCGCCGCCCAUGGCCCGCCGGGCGCCGUUCUCCGUCCCGGACCCCGCGACGGCGACCGCAUGCGGCCCGCACGAGCUGGUCCGGGACCCGGAGCAGCUCCUGUCAUACAUCCGCAGCUGCGCCCCCGAGCCGCCCGUCUCCACCACCGCUGGCCUCGCCGCCCGCCGCGCAUCCGCCGCCGACCCCGACGGCAUCGAUCGCAUCAGCGGCCUCUCCGACGCGCUCCUCCGCGACAUCGUAUCCCGCCUCCCCUGCAAGGACGCGGCGCGCACCGCCGUGCUCGCCGCGCGCUGGCGCGGGGUUUGGCUCGCGGCGCCGCUCGCCGUCGUCGACGCCCACCUCCUGGGCCGCCGGCACCCGGCGUCUGCCGACGCGGCGGCCGCGGCCGUCACCGCCGCCGUGUCGCGCGCCCUCGCCGCGCACCCGGGGCCCUUCCGCUGCGCCCACCUCGUGUCCGGCCUCAUGGACGCGCGGCAGCCCCACCUCAAGCGCUGGCUCCGCCUCCUCGCCGCUAAGGGCGUCCAGGAGCUCGUCCUCGUCAACCGCCCGUGCCCGCGGGAGGUGCCCCUCCCCGACACGCUCUUCCGGAUCGCCACCCUCACCCGCCUCUACAUUGGCUUCUGGAAGUUCCCGCGCGCGGCGAGCCUCCAAGGCGCCUCCUUUCCCAACCUCCGCGAGCUCGGCGUCUGCAGCGUCGUCGUGGAGGACGGGGACAUCGACUCCCUCGUCGCCAGGAGCACUGUCCUGGAGAUCCUCAACAUCCAAGGGAGCGUGAAGGGGUUGCGUCUCGUCAGCCGGAGCCUCCGGUGCGUGCAGAUCUGCGCUUCCGUGGUGGAGAGCAUCGCCGUGGUGAGCACCCCCUGUCUCGACCGGCUUAUCCUGUGGGAAGUCCGGGGUUCUCCAAACCCUGCCAGUGGCUUGCGCACCAGGAUCAAGAUUGGAAUUGCCCCCAAGCUGCGCAUACUGGGAUAUCUGGACCCAGCACAACACCUGCUAGAGAUUGGAGGCACCGUCAUCAUGGCUGGGAUUAAACCAAGCGCAAGUACAAUACACACAAGCGUGAAGACCCUGAGCUUGACAGUGUGUUUUGGAUCCAAUGGUGCCAUGAUGGUGCCUGCCAUCCUCAAAUGCUUUCCCAAUGUCGAGGCGCUGCAUAUUAUGUCUGCAAAAUGUGAUGAACCCGCUAACAGGCUCAACCUCAAGUUAUGGCAAGAGGCUGAUCCUAUCCUAAGUGUCCUGUUGCGCAUCAAGGUGAUGACAAUCCGUGAGUUCCGAGGGGAGCAACAUGAGCUGGCCUUCCUCCAGUUUUUCUACCAGAAUGCACGGGUGCUGAAGGAUGCAGCAAUCGUUUCAGCCAAUGUAAGGGUCACUAGAAUAUCCGACAAACAGAUGUUUUCCAUUAUUCAGAAUAUGGAUGAUUCAAGAUGGGCCAGUAAAUUCGGACUGGCUAUCUUGGGGAGCAAUGGUCCUGAAGGAGGUAGACCCUGGAUGUUUCAACGAGGAGCAAAUUUUUCUGAUGACGACCCUUUUGCACCGAUUAAAUUCAUUGGAAACGGCCCUGCUUCAGCGACAAGAAGAAACAAGACUGCUGGGACGGGCACGAACUGUAUCUGAGGUCGAUCGUCAACGUGUUUGCAUGCAGGCGUCCUGGUUUUGUAAUAAUGUUAAGUGGCUACUCUUGAACCUCUCCUGUCCUUAGCUCUGCCAGCAUGGUUAGCUUAUUGAGUGGCGAAGGUAAUAGUACAAUGCUGAUUCAAAUGCUUGUGUGCAUCGUAAAUGCUUGUGGAUGGCUAUUACAGACCACCGAAUCCGCAUUUCACGUGUAUUUCAUUAGCUAGAUCUGA
Panicum hallii is the source of this 1896-nucleotide messenger RNA. Its product is annotated as F-box/FBD/LRR-repeat protein At1g13570-like. NCBI's taxonomy places the organism in Eukaryota, Viridiplantae, Streptophyta, Magnoliopsida, Poales, Poaceae. Gene Ontology annotation, molecular function: protein binding. The record is from RefSeq and is a predicted model, not a curated record. The coding region runs from base 62 to 1666 and encodes 534 amino acids. The transcript has 4 exons.